UCCCGUUCAAUGUGAAUUUUAUACAGCUGUGUGGAAGGGCCCUAGAGAGUUAAAAACAAGUUAGCUAACUUAGCAUAGCUACAUCUCAUAAACAAUUUAUAAAGUGCAAAAAAAGCAAUGUAAAAGAUCAGAAAAGAAAGAAAAUGAUAAAUCUCUGGUUUAAAAAAAAAAUGACAGUGAAGGACCAUGGUGGUUUCCAGAUCUCCUACACCAGAUUCCCCAAACAUUGCAUGUAUGUAUUGCAAAAUAAAAUUGGAAUGUCUAAAAAAAUAGGAUGGCUUUGUUGAUAGACUUGAAAGAGAUUAACUGCAACUGUUUCCCCUUGCCUGUUUGGUUAGAGGAGAGAGGGAGAGAUAUUGUAUUCUAGCCAUGCAUUUCAGUCCCCCGGUUUGAGAAAGACUGAGCGUUCUGUACUGGAUGAAAUGCUUCCAAUUCAAACGUCUUCAUGUUUUGAAAAUAUCAAAUAAACAACUUCAUUUGGAAGUAUGGCCACACAACCAAAGUUGGAUGUUGCAGUGUAAUAUUGAAUCCUAUUUAUGAUAUUACGCAAUGUGCUGAUUCUCCAUAUACAAAAAUUUGUAGUCCCCAAGUUACAGGCAGUCCCCAAGUUACUAACAAGAUAGGUUCUGUGUAUAUGCUUUGGAUAGCAGGGAAGGGUAUUUGUUUUGCUGUCUUUGCCUCCAUUCAGAAGAUUUCACCCCAAUUUAUGUCCCUUGAUAAUCAAAUUUUGAAAAAUGUGGCUUGUUGUGGAAACAAGGAUUGGUGAGAAAGCUUCAGCUGAGACACCUUUUCCCCAAGAUAACUCUUCCAGGAGAGAAUUUUCUUUCAGAGGGGUAGAUUUCUCUCACUUCUUGUUGUCUCACCCCUGUUAUUAACUAUGAGUUGUUUGCAAGUCUAAUGUUUGUAACUCGGAGACUGCCUGUAUAUGAUUUUCCUCCACAGGAUUUACGGUAAUCCCUUCUUAAAAGUCAAACAAUGAACAGAUGUUUUAAAAGUGAUACCCUAUGUUUGUUUUUGAUUUUCAAGCUCCCCUUCCUGCAAUUUGAUCAGAGUGACUGACAUUCCCACCCCUUGGGGCCAAUGUGAGAAGACUAUGCUAAGCACACUUUCUUGAUGACUUUUUCUUUAGGAAGCCAAGAGGGCUGGGGAAUGUUUGGAAUAUUAAUUAAUUAAUUAAUUAACCCUAUUUGUACCCCGCCUUUCUCGACCCCAGAGGGGACUCAAGACGACUUACACAUGUCACUUGUUCAAUGCCUUAGGAGCACACAUCAAACAUAAGUUUAAAAUAUUUACAAAUUAAAAUUCAUACAAUCACAUUAAAAACCUUAUAAUCAGUUAAAAUCAUGUCAUCCAAAAAUCAUAGUCUAAGCUGUUCCUUCAAACCCUCCAAACAGAACUCCCUGGAGCUCUUUUUUUUUCUCUGCACUCUAAGACUUGGCUCCUCCCAUCUGCUCUGGUUGGCCAAUCCUAGGAGUCUCUCUCUAAGCUCCUCCCCCUUUCUAACCACACUCAAGAUGGCUGCCUGGCAUUUCUCAACAAAAUGGAUGCCUGUCUCACUCACUGUUACCAAGGCUUCAUUCCCGGCCUAAUAGCCUGGCAACCCUCACUAUGGAGCACCUCCUCCUCCUCCUCCUGGUGCCUCUUCUGGGACUGGUGAACUGUGACCGGCCAUUUGUGCAGAGAGGCUUCUGGGACUUCUCCAUGGAUGAUCCUAACGUCCAAGAAGAGGAAGAGGCUUCGGGGAUCUUCCCAACUUCAGGAGCAGCCGAAAGCGAGGAAACCUUCCCCUUCUACCCGGGACUCUGUCCAUUUGGCUGCCAUUGCCACCUAAGGGUGGUGCAGUGUUCUGACUUGGGUCUCAAGGAAGUGCCAAAGGAGAUCUCACGAGACACCAAACUGUUGGAUCUGCAGAACAACCAGAUUACUGAGCUGCGUAAAGAUGAUUUUCAGGGGCUCCACCACCUGUAUGCGCUGGUGCUGGUGAACAACAAGAUCUCCAAGAUCCACCCAAAGGCUUUCAGCCCCUUGCAUAAACUGCAGAAACUCUACAUCUCCAAGAACAACCUGGUGGAGAUCCCCCCAAACCUGCCCCCAUCCUUGGUUGAACUCCGUAUCCAUGAUAACAAAAUCAAGAAGGUCUCCAAGGAUGUGUUCAAUGGGCUGAAUAACAUGAAUUGCAUUGAGAUGGGUGGGAAUCCUCUAGAAAACAGUGGAUUUGAACCUGGUGCCUUUGAUGGCUUAAAGCUGAACUACCUGAGAAUCUCAGAAGCAAAGCUCACUGGUGUACCCAAAGAUCUACCUGAAACCUUAAAUGAACUUCAUCUGGAUCACAACAAGAUCCAGGCCAUUGAAUUGGAAGACCUGAUCAGCUACUCCAAAGUUUACAGACUGGGUUUAGGACACAACAACAUCAGGAUGAUUGAGAAUGGCAGCCUGGCUUUCCUGCCUAUCCUACGCGAGUUGCAUUUGGAUAAUAACAAGCUGUCAAAGGUCCCUCCUGGACUGCCAGAUCUCAAGUUUCUGCAGGUUGUAUACCUUCACUCCAACAACAUUACCCAUAUUGGUGUCAAUGACUUCUGUCCUGUUGGCUUUGGGGUGAAGCGUGCCUCGUACCAUGGCAUCAGCCUUUUUGCCAACCCAGUACCCUACUGGGAAGUGCAACCAGCUACUUUCCGCUGCGCCACUGAUCGCUUGGCUAUUCAGUUUGGCAACUACAAAAAAUAAAUAAAUAUAUAUCUUAUAGGAGGAUUAUGGGGGAGGGAGGGGGGAGGGAGGAAUGAAAGGGGAAAAGAAAACUAAUGGGGAAUUUGGAGGGGGUGGGUAGGAGGAGAGUAAGGAAGUAAAAACCAUUCUAUAGAUGAAAGAGUCAUGGGGAAGACCGUACGCAGAAAGAACAGUCAGAGCGUGAUAACAACAGCUGCCAAACAGCUAAUUCCCAGGAAAAAGGAAGGGUGGGAUAGUUACACAGAGCCAUUGGCACAAAGGCAAAUAGGUACAGAUCUGACCAGUUUUUUUUUUUACCAGUCUGCAUUAUACCAGUAAUAGCCCUGCAUUUGAAAUAUACUGAUUCUGAUAGACAAACAAGGGUUCCAGUUUUAUUAUUCUGAUGUAGCAACUCUUGCUUUGUGUGGAGCAGAGGGUAAGGGUCGCAAUGGAUUCUGAAUCACGAUGGCUGUUUGUUUGAAGAAUCAGCAAUGGCCGAUAACUUUAUGGGAUCUUGGAACCUUGUAUUUUGCUUUCAGUCAGUGCUUCCUGAAUUAUACAACAUCAAAUAGCAUCUUUGAACUCUUGUGAUUGGGAAUAGCAACCAAGAGUCUUUUCAUAACACACAAUUACACUAUGAUUCCCCUUUAACUGCUAUGGUUGCAUCCUAUGGAAUCCUAGAAGACUCUUUAGCUUGGAAUUUUAGCUGCCAAAUCUAAACUAGAAAUUUCAGGCUCCCAUAGGGUGCUGCUAUGGUAGUUAAAGUGGAAUUUUCCUGGGAUUAUUGUGUGCAAUGAAAGUGCCCCAACUGAGGGGGGCACUGACAAGAACAAAAGUUAGAGCUCAAGGCAUACUUCUCACACAUAUUCUUAGCCAGUAGUUCUCAACCUGGGGUCCCCAGAUGUUUUUGGCCUUUAACUCCCAGAAAUCCGAUCAGCUAGUAAACUGGCUGGGAUUUCUGGGAGUUGUAGGCCAAAAACAUCUUUGGACCUCAGGUUGUUCUUGGCCAUCUGAGAUGUUAAAUCUGGAGUGAGCAUUCUGUGACCAUCCAGAGGUGGCUGGACUGCAAUUCAUUUUUGCUAGUGUACUCAGAGAUGCUGUGAGUACAGCCCAAAAACACCUGGAAGCCACAGUAUCCUUUUUGUCAAAUUCAUAAAUGUACAUGAAUCAAUUUUAUAUUCACAUUCAAACUCUUGUGUUUAUUUUGCAAUGUAGCAAUGACUCAAACAGUGCCUUUUUCCGGACCUGAUACACAUGUUGGGAGCUUUCCAAUUUACAAAUUUAACUAUGACACUAUUCUAUGCUACGAAAUAUCCAUCUUCUCAUAACAGGUGGAGGCUUUCGAUAUGCACAAAAAUAUAUCAUGGAAGUUGGCCUUGAAUCUGAGGCACAGAUUCAGGCAACACCUCCCAGCUUGUCAAUAUCUCUUUUAAAUUGCAAUGCCCAGAAUUGGACACAGUAUUCCUGGUGAGGUCUAACCAAAGUAGAAUAAAAAAAAUAGAGAGGCACUUUGGUUCCCCUUGAUCUAGACACUACUCCUCUUGAUGGAGCCCUAAAUACUAUUGGCUUUCUUAGCUGCUGCAUCACACUGUUGGCCCAUUUUCAACUUGUUGUCCAAAGUCCACUAAGACGCCAAGAUCUUUUUCACAUGGGCUGUUGUCGAGCCAGGUGUCACUCAUUCUGUAUCUGACAUCAUCUUAAUUCCAUCCUCUUAAGUUGGGUAAUUGUGCAGUGUAGGAAGUACUGAAAAGCAGUUGAUCCAGGGAAUUCUGUACUUUUGCAGAUCUUCAACAUUCACAUUGAGCCCGUGUAUCAUAAAAGACAAUCAUUCAGGAAUGUUUGCAUUACAAGAUGAUGUCAGUAUAAUACCAGUGAUGCUUCCAUCAAAGGAUCGUGGGAAUGGUAGUCUAUUUUGUUCUGGGAGAGUGGGAGUUUUUUUUUCUUCGAUUGGCAGAGACAUGGCAUAAGCUUGGGACUGUAUGUUUAAAAAGCUGUUCCUCUGCCACAGGUAAGGUAAACACAAGAAGCUGGCAAGCUAUUAAAGUACUCACAAUCGCCCUUUAUUAUUGCUGCAUCACAGAGAGAUCCAAUGGACUCUCGUCUCCCUCAUCCCCUCUCUGCUCAACAUAUUUUCCUUUUAUCUUCCUCUAGUCCCAACCUUCACACACACCUUUUCAAUCACUCAGCUGACAUUCAUCAACAAACUGUGAUCCACAGAUACUUCAUCUUCUCUUAGGAUUAAGGGAAUAUGCUGUCUUUAGACCAGUGGUUCUCAACCUGGGGGUCCCAAGAUGUUUUGGCCUUCAACCCCAGAAAUCCUAACAGCUAGUAAACUGGCUGGGAUUUCUGGGAGUUGUAAGCCAAAACACCUGGGGACCCACAGGUUGAGAACCACUGCUUUAGACCAAGGACAUGACCCCUUGACUUCCUCACAUUCUUACAGAGAGGCAAUUAAAUUUGUUUACACUUGUAGUGUCACUAUUUUCUAUCUUGGUGGAAACCUCUAGCAUCUGAGUGCUAUUCUGGACCCAUUACAGAUUGAGCAUCCCUUGUCUCAGUGCUUCUCAACCUGUGGGUCCCCAGAUGUUUCGGCCUUCCAACUCCCAGAAGUCCUAACAGCUGGUAAGAUGGCUGGAAUUUCUGGGAGUUAUGGGCCAAAACACCUGGGGACACACAGGUUGAGAACCACUGCCUUAUCUGGAAUUUCAAAAUACCUGUACUCCAAAGGUUGAAACUAUCCACAUGGAUGGCUCAAAUAGUACGUUUUAAAUUUAUAAAAUUACCUUCAGGUUACGUCUAUAAGGUGUAUGUGAAACAUCAAUAAAUUUCACAUUUAAAAUUAGGCUGCAUCUCCAAGAUAUCACAUUGUACAUACAUAUGUUAAUACAAAUAUUCUAAAAUAUGAAAUACUUCUGGACCCUUAUACUUUGGAUAAGGGAUACUCAAUCUGUAUUCUGUGCAUAAUCCUGACUGUAGAAGGGUGGGAGAGGCUAUUCUUCAGUUUCAUACUUUUAGGAUAGGAAUACUGCAGCUUUCCAGAUGUUGAUUGAUUGCAGAUCCCAGCAACAAAUGCUAAAGAAUUCUGGUAACUGCAAUUUAAGGCAGGAUCUACACUGAUUUAUAUCCAAGGAUCCGACCCCGUAUUAUCUGAUUUGAACUGGAUUGUAUGAAUCUACAUUGCCAGGUAAUUUGAGAUCAGAUCCUGGGAUAUAGGGCAAUGUAGAUCAAGUCUUAGUGGAGUGAGGAAUUUUCAUAAUUACCACUUCCUGCUACCCAGGGUUUCUCCUGACAUUUGAAAAAUGAUAGGCACCAUGAGAAACACAAAUUCAAGUGUGAAACCAUUCUCUAGCUUCAGCCCAAAACCGUCCUCUAUUCCAGCUCAGAACUACCAGGUUUUGGCAGACUUGGCAGAUAUUAGAAAACAUUUGAGAAUAAUUGACCCUAUUGUGCAUGUGAAGCCCAAUCUGAUACCAUAUUCUACCUCUUUUGGCCCUGCAUCAAGCCUGCAAGUGCUCUAAAGUUUGAGCCCUAAAAUUGUGUUGAUGAAGCAGAAAAGACUUGGAAAUGUCUCUGUUCACAGACUCAUUUCCUUUUAAUCUUUCUCAGCUGUGCCUUCACUUACUAUUAUACAUGUGAGUGUUCCAAAGGCCAAGUAAUUUUCAAUUAAUGUUUUGAAAAUACUGUAACUGGAAAGGCCAGUGAGGAUUCUGAGAUUUGUAAUCCAAAAAGUACUUUUUCUGAGUUCUGCAUGAAAGGGAUUUUCUAAGUUGCUUGAAGCUCUACCCCCUGGGAUUCAAAACAGUAAAACCUGGAAUUUAAUGGGUGGUGCCUAAUAGACUGAUGGGAGAAUUGGAUAAAAUGGGGACGGAGGGUGAGAACACCUGCCAGAGGCACAGGAUGGCACCUGAUGCUGAAGGAAAGAGCAUGGCUGUUCCAGUGCUUUAGGGUUGGAGUGUUUGGGUGUCCCAACAAAGCAAAAAGUGAAUUCCCCCAUUCAGUUCUGCCCCCCCUCCCCCCGGCACCCCAGGACAAGAGGGAAUAUUGCCACAUACAUACCUUGACAAACAAUUUAAAUUUUUAAGAAGAAAAUAGAUUCAUGUUUGUCAAGGAGCGAAGAUCCAGCCUCCUUCAGAGAGGAGGGGAAGGGAAUAAAAUAUACACUUACACAUAAAGACUUGUAGGGAUCGGUUCCAUCAACGAAGGAUCUUAUAUCACCACUAACCUUCUAGCAUGCGUCUAGAUCUGUUUGUGUUUCAACAAAAGUUACAAAGAAGUCCAAAUGACACUUGGAACAACAGUGGAAUAAAUUAGGAGCAUAGAACUCCAGGCUUUUCUUUCAUUCCUGCCCUCCUCCUUUUCUAGUUCAAAACUUUCGAUAAUGAUGAUGAUGAUCAUAAUAAUAAUAACUUUAUUUUUGUACCCUGCCUCCAUCUCCCCAAGGAGACUCAGAACAACUUACAAGGGGACGAGCCCAGUCAACAUCGUAAUAUAUAAACACAUUAAAAUACAUACACAAUACCAUAAAACAGAAUAAAACAUAACAGCAUAGCAGUUGUGACAAAAUAAAAACUAUCUUGAACCAAUAACCAAUGAGCCUGAAAUAAAGUCCAUUUCUAGGCAUAGAUGGGCGGGCUAGUGCAACUCACUUUUGAAAAUAGGGCUGCUGGAUAAAGUGCAUAAGUCCGAUGGUUAGGGGUGAGCAAUGUAAGAUGGGGCAUAAUAUCUUUGGAUAGAAGACAAUAGUAAAGUGCAAGGACGAGAUUUUAUGUCCUAAUUGGAGAAAAUAGCCCUGUUUUAAUUCCACUUGCUUCUCCUAUGUACCACAAUGCUUAUGCUAUGCAGAAUCACUUAUAGCCAAUCACAAAAGACCUAGCCAUCUUUGCGGCUUUUGCCCUACUGCAAUUGAUGUUAACUGAGCUGCAUCGUAGUGCCUUAAAUUGCAUUAUGUUGUUAUUUCUGAACCUGGAAGCAGGUGGAGCUGUAGCUUUAUGACACCAUUUCAUACAAAACCAAUUCUGUGGGCGGACACAAGACUUGGAGAGGGCAUUUAUUAUUAGUUAUCCACUCCUUGUGUUUGUGUAUGAUGGAAACUAUUUGUAUUCUACUAAUGGCCUAUCUACAAACAGCUUAUAAAGGGUAACAGUGUCCAUUUUUUGCAGAAUUUUGUGACUGGAACCUCUAUUGAGUUCUAAAUUUCAUGUCUGUGCCUUUGGCUUUCUACCUGGAUAUAAGGAUUGUUUUCAUAAGUCUUUGCUCUCUUUUUAAAAAAGAUAUCUCUUUGGGUUUUAAUUUUUCUCUCUCUUAAAACAUGUGCAAUAUUAACUUCUGUAAAGGUGUCCAAUAAAGUUAGUAAUAAUUGCC
Anolis carolinensis (green anole) is the source of this 8064-nucleotide messenger RNA. RefSeq names its product biglycan (gene bgn). The record is from RefSeq and is a predicted model, not a curated record. NCBI's taxonomy places the organism in Eukaryota, Metazoa, Chordata, Lepidosauria, Squamata, Anolidae. The transcript is spliced from 8 exons. Gene Ontology annotation, molecular function: protein binding. The coding region runs from base 1609 to 2724 and encodes 371 amino acids.